AUGGCAAGUCAGAAUGCACAGAACCAGAAAGAACCAGCUGCUCAGAGACACCCUCCACCAGAAGAGAAUCCCAGGAUCAAAUGCAGAGACUGUGGGGCCUUUGGGCACACUGUAAGAAGCAAAAAGUGUCCUAUCAAGUGUUGGGAUGGGGCCAAGGCACCACUACCCUUGGGAGUAAAGAAGGAAAAGGAGAACUGGGACCCACAGAAGAAGCCACAGAAUCCCCAGAGUCCUGAGCCAGAGAAUGAGACAGAGAGAGAAGAGAGAGAAAGACUAGAGAAGAGGAAGAAGGCUCUCAUGCUCAGAUUUCCCAAGAAACCCCCAGAGAAGAAGCCACAGAGUUGGAAGGAUACGACACAUUCUGGUGACUAUCUGAGGCGCCCGAGCAGACCAACAUUCAUCCGUAUGAACAGGAAAUUAUCCGUGAGCCAUACUCAGGUUAGUGUGCCAGCAGACGAGAAAUCUGAUGGCCAGCCGUGCCAUACAGCACAUUCCACAGAAGACACUGAUAUUAUCUUCCCUCUUGAGGAAGAAGAAUGUCAGACCUGGGAUGUCCUUAGCGUGCCAAAACCAGCAUCUGGGCACAGCGAUGAGGACCCAGCUGUCUGUGAGAAUCCAACAGACCAAAGCACAGAGUGUUGCUUCUUCUAUCAAGUUCCAGAGGCUGCCUUCCAAGUACAGAAAAUGGAGUACAUGUUUAACAUGCAGCCAGCAGACCAGCACAGUGCUGAAGAUAAACAUUCCCACCUGUAUUCUGCUGCACAUACGGAUAGCCAGGAUAAUGAGCUCAGCUUCAAGGUAACCGGUGAGGUCCAUACCCAGAUUAUCCAAAACUCAGCAAAGAAAUUUCGACUAAGCUCCUACCAAACUCCCAAGAAGAGCACCAAAAGGCCUAUGUUGGAGGCUUUCCAUCCUGUGCCAUGUUCUAGUACCAGUAGUGUUGAACCAACAGGAUUACCUCAAAGGGCCAAUGUUGAACAACAGCCUCCGUACAACACAGCUCUCCUGAAUUUCACUCAGCCUUACACUGAGUCCCAUCAUCCACUGGCUAGCCACGUUCCAGUGCAAUCCCUCCGAAUGGUCUUCACUAGAUUGAGAAAUGACUGCUGGAGCUCCAAGAUCUUGGAAACUCCCUCGUACCGUGUUACUGAGAAGAAGAUAACUCCUGGUAAGAUUUCACUCUUCCUGAAGAGGUCUGGGGGGCCGUCUUCCUGGGUCCCUCGUAAGUAA
Molecule: messenger RNA, 1230 nt
Organism: Mus pahari (shrew mouse)
Lineage: Eukaryota; Metazoa; Chordata; Mammalia; Rodentia; Muridae
Product: putative protein FAM90A23P
Exons: 1
Coding region: 1-1230 (409 amino acids)
Source: RefSeq, a predicted model, not a curated record